Messenger RNA from Aspergillus chevalieri, 390 nucleotides. RefSeq names its product nuclear telomere cap complex subunit Ten1. The transcript has 2 exons. Gene Ontology annotation, cellular component: CST complex. Lineage: Eukaryota; Fungi; Ascomycota; Eurotiomycetes; Eurotiales; Aspergillaceae. The coding region runs from base 1 to 390 and encodes 129 amino acids. Gene Ontology annotation, molecular function: single-stranded telomeric DNA binding. Gene Ontology annotation, biological process: telomere capping. The record is from RefSeq and is a predicted model, not a curated record.
AUGACUACACCAUUACCAUCUAGAUUGGUAUUCCUCUCGCAACUUCAUUCUCUUCCCUCGGACUCCAAAGUGCGAUUCCUGGGCUGCGUAAGAAUCUACAAUGUCGCAACAGGCCACCUCAUCCUCGAACACAACUACCCCCGCCAAGCAGGGAAAGACGCCAUUAUAGCGGUGGAUAUCAACCCUCUGCUUGAGACAGUUACGUCGGAGGAACUGCGUGUGGGCACUUGGGUGAAUGUGCUUGGAUAUGUAAGAAAGCCGGUGCAAGAUACUGGUAAAGAGGACUAUGUCGAGGCGGUUAUGGUAUUUCCGGCUGGACCGGUUUCGUUGGGGGAGUAUGAGAGGACUGUACGGAGUGCACAGGAUGUGGAUUUGGCCAGGGGACUAUGA